Caenorhabditis elegans is the source of this 2281-nucleotide messenger RNA. It is a transcript of the gene pqn-67, whose product is annotated as Clip domain-containing protein. NCBI's taxonomy places the organism in Eukaryota, Metazoa, Nematoda, Chromadorea, Rhabditida, Rhabditidae. The transcript is spliced from 8 exons. The record is from RefSeq and is marked reviewed. The coding region runs from base 14 to 2101 and encodes 695 amino acids.
UUGAUGUGCCCAGAUGCAACGAAUUUUUCUUUGUUGGCUUGCCAUCGCCACCGUUUCCCAAACUGUUUCAGCAAAGAAGUUUAUGAAAAUAUUCGCAGAUGCGGGAAUUGGAAUUCAUUGCCCGUCAGGCAACAAAGUGUAUAUUCACCCAAUCAGUGGUGAUUUACAACUGUGUACCCAACAACUAGGAGUCUACAAUGAGACAAGCUGUCCUGGAGGAACAGCUUGUGAACGGUUUCCUAUAUUGAUUCCUGGAUUCCAGGACUAUUGUUGCUGGUCUGAAAGCAAUCCAGAAUCUGAACUAUCAUCGGAACUUGAAAUUGUGAAACCUCCAAUGUCAAAACGAAAACCGGGAGUUACAGUUGCACCAAUUGAUGAGGAGGACAAUGAAAAAAUAUUUCCAAUUGAUGAAGAAGAGGAAGAAGAUUUGAAAAUUGAAGAGAAAAAAUCAGUGAGAAAGCUAUCAAGUGAUGAAGACGAAGAAGAAGAAAUUGAAUGGGAAUUUGAAACAACGACUGUGAAACCAAGAAAAACUAAAAGUAGAAAAGUACCAAUUAUUACUACCACAGAGCCACCCAUGUUGAUUACAACCACUAUUAAAUCUGCACCAUCUCGACGCCCUCAAUGUAAUGAUCCAGAUAAAACAGUUCUAAUUGAUUAUGGAAAUCGCUUGAGAGACUGCUAUUUUACGCAAUGUCUCCGUGGUUUCAAAUGCGAGUUCAAUCGAGAAAUUCGUCGUUUCAUUUGUUGUGGAAAUGAAAUUGAUGUGCCACCAGCAGGAUUGCCACGUAUUCCAGAACCAUCUCCUGUUAUUAAAUCCCGCCCGUUUCGUCCUAAUCGUCCGUUUGGGAGACUAAAUGAUGGUGAAGAGGAUGAAGGAAAUACUGACGGAGAAAACCGUGGUCCCAGAAAUCCAAUAGUUCCGUUUAAUCAAGCCGGCCCAUUUCAAGGUCCAAUAGUUUCACCCAAAGUUGAGUCAAUGAUUGAAAAUAGUCUUGGAUCGACAUCGAUGCCAAAUCCUAACAGAAAAAGUAAAUACGACGAAGAUGAUGAUUAUGAAGAUGGUGAUGGAAAUGGAUGCAAUGGAAAUGGAUGUUCAUAUGGAAGAAGAGGUGGAGGAAAUCAAAACUCUGGAGGUGGAUGUGAAAUGAAUUGUAGAAGAAAUGGUGGAGGGAAUAACGAUGGAUGUGGAUGCAAUAGAAGAGGAGGAAAUAAUAAUGGAAACAGAGGUGGAAACAGUCAAGAAUGUGGAAAUGGUGGUUGUCCAUGGAAUGGGAAUAACAACAACAACAAUAACAAUGGAAACCGUCCUAGAAGACCUCGGCCAGAUACAGAUUACGAAGAAAAUGAAAAUGGAUGUGAAGCAGAUCUUGGUGGAUCAAAUGGUGGAGGAAAUGGACCAGUACCUCCAAUCCCAGAGCCGAAACCUUUGUGCAAGGGACUGAAGUUUAAGAAAACUGCAAAUGGGGGAGGAGGAAACAAUAAUAACAACAAUAACAAUAAUAAUAGGAAUAAUGGACCACCGCCUAGAAAUAAUGGUAACAAUAAUGGAAAUGGACGACCGAUGAAACCACCUUCAUCGUCUGGAUCUGGAUCGAAUCGAAGAAGUGGUCCACCACCACCACCGCCGCCGCCAAGAUCAUCGGGUGCCAAUGGCAAUAGAAACGGAGGUGGAGGAAAUCGACGAAAUAAUAACAAGAAUUCAUCUAAUAGUAAUAAUAACAAUAACUUCAAUGGAAAUGGAAAUGGAGACGGAAGUUAUAAUAACAAUAAUGACAACUGUGAUUUUGAAAAUCGAUGUGGAGGGCAAGGAGGAUUUGAGAAUGGAAAUGAGAAUCAGAGAUUUAGUAGUCGGAAACAGCCUCCUCCGAAACCAUCCGCUAAUAACAAUAAUGGAGACAGAAAGUUACCACGUUCCGUUCCAUACAUACCUCCUCAAUCCCCACCCACCUUCAACGAUUGCCCUAAAGGAGCUGAGUAUCUAGAUGGAUUCAAUGCUCCAAAAUGUCUACCUCCAGCAAUUGAUUCAUGUCCAAUGAGUCAUAACAAAUGCCGUUAUUCAUCUCGGUUCGGACAUCAUCUCUGCUGUAAUUCCCAGUAAUUUAUUUUUAUUGUAAAAUCAACGAAAGUCACAUCUAACAUUCCGACAAAUCAGAGUUCUAUGUAAAUUUAUUUUUUUUCACUUGUUCCUCAUUCACUUUUUUACUUGAUCAGAAUAUUGUCGUCUUAAUCAAAGUGUUCUUUUUAUCCACUUUCUUCUAAAUAAAACAGUUUAUCUAAU